AUGGAAGGUGUUGACCCCGAACGCGAACAAGCCCUCGAGGAAUACAAGAAGAGCCUCCUGGAGUCAAGAGAAUGGGAAGCAAAGCUGAAGGAUCUCCGGCUGGGUAUAAAAGACCUUCAAAAGGAGUUUGACACCACAGAGGAUAAUAUCAAGGCGCUGCAGAGUGUUGGCCAGAUCAUCGGCGAGGUUCUAAAGCAGCUAGACGAGGAGAGGUUCAUCGUCAAAGCCUCUUCGGGUCCCCGAUAUGUCGUCGGCUGCCGCUCAAAAGUCGACAAGGCAAAGCUAAAACAAGGCACCCGCGUCGCCCUCGAUAUGACCACCCUCACAAUCAUGCGCAUGCUGCCCCGCGAAGUCGACCCUCUGGUCUAUAAUAUGUCUCUCGAAGAUCCAGGGCAGGUCAGCUUUGCAGGAAUCGGUGGCCUGAACGACCAGAUCCGAGAACUGAGAGAGGUCAUUGAGCUGCCACUGAAGAACCCGGAGCUGUUUUUGCGUGUGGGUAUAAAACCGCCCAAGGGUGUACUUCUGUACGGGCCGCCGGGGACGGGGAAGACGCUGUUGGCCCGAGCUGUUGCGAGCUCGCUGGAGACCAAUUUCUUAAAGGUUGUCUCCUCCGCCAUCGUAGACAAAUACAUCGGCGAAUCCGCUCGCCUAAUCCGCGAGAUGUUCGGCUACGCCAAGGAACACGAACCCUGCAUCAUCUUCAUGGAUGAAAUCGACGCCAUCGGCGGCCGCCGCUUCUCAGAGGGUACCUCUGCCGAUCGCGAAAUCCAACGCACACUCAUGGAGCUCCUCAACCAACUCGACGGCUUCGAUUACCUGGGUAAAACCAAAAUCAUCAUGGCGACCAACCGGCCGGAUACGCUUGACCCUGCGCUCCUGCGAGCUGGGCGGCUGGAUCGGAAAAUCGAGAUCCCCUUGCCGAAUGAGGUUGGGCGGUUGGAGAUUCUGAAGAUUCAUGCGAGUGGGGUUGCGAUUGAGGGCGAAAUUGAUUUUGAGAGCAUUGUGAAGAUGAGUGAUGGGUUGAAUGGGGCCGAUUUGAGGAAUGUGGUUACGGAGGCCGGCCUCUUCGCCAUCAAGGACUACCGGGAUACGGUGAACCAGGACGAUUUCAACAAGGCUGUUCGCAAGGUUGCGGAGUCCAAGAAGCUGGAGGGCAAGCUAGAGUACCAGAAGCUGUAA
Histoplasma capsulatum G186AR is the source of this 1179-nucleotide messenger RNA. Its product is annotated as 26S protease regulatory subunit. The coding region runs from base 1 to 1179 and encodes 392 amino acids. Gene Ontology annotation, cellular component: proteasome regulatory particle, base subcomplex; cytosolic proteasome complex. NCBI's taxonomy places the organism in Eukaryota, Fungi, Ascomycota, Eurotiomycetes, Onygenales, Ajellomycetaceae. The record is from RefSeq and is a predicted model, not a curated record. Gene Ontology annotation, molecular function: ATP hydrolysis activity; proteasome-activating activity; ATP binding. Gene Ontology annotation, biological process: positive regulation of RNA polymerase II transcription preinitiation complex assembly. The transcript is spliced from 4 exons.